Molecule: messenger RNA, 1038 nt
Organism: Arctia plantaginis
Lineage: Eukaryota; Metazoa; Arthropoda; Insecta; Lepidoptera; Erebidae
Source: the annotation of a GenBank genome assembly
AUGGUCGCUAUCCUGGCCAACCCCAAGUGGAGCGAGGACCUCACCAUUCAGAUGAUAAUCGAGUACGAGAAGCGCGAAUACCUCUGGAACCCGGUGUCGGAGCACUACAAAAAUAAGAAAAUAAGAGAGCAAGGAUACAUUGAGAUAAUAAAUGCGUUAAGUUUGGUCGACGUCACAGUUAAAGAAUUGAAAAAUAAAAUAAAAAAUAUACGGUCGUCGUACAGCGUCGAAUUGAAGAAGAUUCGCGCGGCGAGGAAGGCUGGCGCGCAUGCGUAUCGUCCAAGCGUCACGUGGUUCGAACACGCAGACAGGUUUCUACGAGCGAUCGUCACACCAAGCUCGGUGGACAACUCUUUGCUGGAGAUACCGGUUAGCGACGACAGUGACGCGGUUCAGGACCUGAGCGAGCGUAAAUCACCGGAAAAGAAAAGCCCGCGAAAGCGUCGCAGCUCAACACGUUCGUCCACUCCGUACGUGCUCAACACGCCAUCCCCGCGUCCCGGGACCCCGUUCGGCUUGAAUCAAGGGACGUUUGGGAUACUCCCACCGGUUACGUCCGCUUCAUUUCUCAAUCCCCCUGUAGGGAUCGCCACGCCGCUAACUACCUCACUUGCAACUAUUUACCCGGUGCCCACGAAACAAAAAAAGAGCAGUUCCGAUAGCGGGGAUCACACGGAUCUACCCCAGGAUCUAAGUCAACAUUCGGAGAAUGGAAAUGAGAACGAGUUCGAAAUGUUUGGGAAAUUAAUUGCAAGUCAACUGCGUAAGUUGCCCCUGAGUUUGGCGUUAGACACGCAGCUUAAAAUACAGACAUUAGUCAACGCUGCACGCAUUCAAGCGGUCUACCAGCAAUAUAGUUACGCUGGCCCAUCUCAGGAAGCUCUGUCUGUUCAAGCUUUGUCCAACGGGAUCCUUGCCAGUAUGGCAACCCAGAGUUCAUACGCCUCUCGUUCUUUGGGUUUGAGAAAUGAUUCCCCGGAAGACAUGAACAGGGAUUUAAAGACAGAGUAUUCUUUGGGUUCAGAAACAGAAGACUAA